GCCCAGCUCCGCGCCCGGUGGCUCUGAGCCUGCGCGCGCUGGAGUCAGGGGUCAAGGCGGCGUAGGCUGUGGCGGGAAACGCUGUUUGAAGCGGGAAGAAGACAGGAACCGUCCCCCAGCCCUGACUAGCCCAGCGGGAUGGAUGGCAAGCGGCGGCCAGGCCCGGGGCCUGGGGUGCCCCCGAAGCGGGCCCGUGGGGGCCUCUGGGAUGAGGAUGAGCCAUGUCAGCCAUCCCAGUUCGAGGAGGAGCUAGCGCUGAUGGAGGAGAUGGAGGCAGAACACAGGCUGCAGGAACAGGAAGAGGAGUUGCUGCAGCCGGGCCUGGAUGGAGCAGCGGAUGGGCAGUUCUCCCCAACGGCCACAGAUGCCCGCUGGCUGCGGCCCACUCCGCCCCCCCUGGAUCCCCAGACGGAGCCCCUCAUCUUCCAGCAGUUGGAGAUCGACCAUUACGUGGGCCCAGCACAGCCCCUGCCGGGAGCACCCCCACCAUCCCCCGGCUCCGUGCCCGUGCUCCGUGCCUUUGGAGUCACCGACGAGGGCGUGUCGGUCUGCUGCCACAUCCACGGCUUUGCGCCCUACUUCUAUACCCCAGCACCCCCUGGUUUUGGGCCUGAGCACCUGGGUGACCUCCAGCGGGAGCUGAAUGCUGCCAUCAGCAGGGACCAGCGUGGAGGGAAGGAGCUCGCGGGGCCGGCGGUGCUGUCUGUGGAGCUGUGCUCCCGGGAGAGCAUGUUCGGGUACCAUGGGCACGGCCCCUCCCCGUUUCUGCGCAUCACCCUGGCGCUGCCGCGCCUCAUGGCCCCCGCCCGCCGCCUCCUGGAGCAGGGCAUCCGUGUGGCAGGCCUGGGCACCCCCAGCUUCGCGCCCUAUGAGGCCAACGUCGACUUUGAGAUCCGGUUCAUGGUGGACACAGACAUCGUCGGCUGCAACUGGUUGGAACUCCCAGCAGAGAGAUACGUGCUGAGGCUGGAGGGGAAGGCCACGCUGUGUCAGCUGGAGGUGGACGUGCUGUGGUCUGACAUAGUCAGUCACCCGCCAGAAGGGCAAUGGCAGCGAAUCGCACCGCUCCGCGUGCUCAGCUUUGACAUCGAGUGUGCUGGCCGCAAAGGCAUCUUCCCUGAACCUGAGCGGGACCCUGUGAUCCAGAUCUGCUCACUGGGCCUGCGCUGGGGUGAGCCGGAGCCCUUCCUGCGCCUGGCGCUCACCCUACGGCCCUGCGCCCCUAUCCUGGGUGCCAAAGUGCAGAGCUACGAGCGGGAGGAGGAACUGCUCCAGGCAUGGUCAACCUUCAUUCGCACCAUGGACCCUGACGUGAUCACCGGCUACAACAUUCAGAACUUUGACCUUCCAUACCUCAUCUCCCGGGCCCAGACUCUCAAGGUACAUACAUUCCCCUUCCUGGGCCGCGUGUCUGGCCUCCGCUCCAACAUCCGGGAUUCGUCCUUCCAGUCCAAGCAGACGGGCCGGCGGGACAGCAAGGUGGUCAGCAUGGUGGGCCGCGUGCAGAUGGACAUGCUGCAGGUGCUGCUGCGGGAGUACAAGCUCCGCUCCUACACGCUCAACGCCGUGAGCUUCCACUUCCUGGGCGAGCAGAAGGAGGACGUGCAGCACAGCAUCAUCACCGACCUGCAGAAUGGGAAUGACCAGACGCGCCGCCGGCUGGCUGUGUACUGCCUCAAGGACGCCUUCCUGCCCCUGCGGCUGCUGGAGCGGCUCAUGGUGCUGGUGAAUGCCAUGGAGAUGGCGCGUGUCACUGGCGUGCCCCUCGGCUACCUGCUCAGCCGGGGCCAGCAGGUCAAGGUCGUGUCCCAGCUGCUGCGGCAGGCCAUGCGCGAGGGACUGCUGAUGCCCGUGGUAAAGACGGAGGGCGGCGAGGACUACACGGGAGCCACAGUCAUCGAGCCCCUCAAAGGGUACUACGAUGUGCCCAUCACCACCCUGGACUUCUCCUCUCUGUACCCGUCCAUCAUGAUGGCCCACAAUCUGUGCUACACCACGCUUCUGCGGCCCGGGGCUGCCCAGAAACUAGGCCUGACUGAGGAUCAGUUCAUCAAGACACCCACAGGGGAUGAGUUUGUGAAGACUUCAGUGCGGAAAGGGCUGCUGCCCCAGAUCCUGGAGAACCUGCUCAGCGCCCGGAAGAGGGCCAAGGCUGAGCUGGCCAAGGAGACAGACCCCCUGCGUCGGCAGGUCUUAGACGGGCGGCAGCUGGCACUGAAAGUGAGCGCCAACUCUGUCUAUGGCUUCACUGGUGCCCAGGUGGGCAAGCUGCCUUGCCUGGAGAUCUCUCAGAGCGUCACUGGGUUCGGGCGCCAGAUGAUUGAGAAAACAAAGCAGCUGGUGGAGUCCAAGUACACGGUGGAGAACGGCUAUGGUGCCCACGCCAAGGUGGUGUAUGGUGACACUGACUCCGUCAUGUGCCGAUUUGGUGUCUCCUCUGUGGCCGAGGCGAUGGCUCUGGGGCGGGAGGCCGCGGACUGGGUGUCAGGCCACUUUCCCCCACCUAUCCGGCUUGAGUUUGAAAAGGUCUACUUUCCCUACCUGCUCAUCAGCAAGAAGCGUUAUGCUGGCCUCCUCUUCUCCUCCCGGCCGGAUGCUCAUGACCGCAUGGACUGCAAGGGCCUGGAGGCCGUGCGCCGGGACAACUGCCCCCUUGUGGCCAACCUCGUCACUGCCUCCCUGCGCCGCCUGCUCAUUGACAGAGAUCCCGCAGGUGCUGUGGCCCACGCGCAGGACGUCAUCUCCGACUUGCUGUGUAACCGCAUUGACAUCUCCCAGCUGGUCAUCACCAAGGAGCUGACCCGCGCGGCCGCUGACUACGCCGGCAAGCAGGCCCAUGUGGAACUGGCCGAGAGGAUGAGGAAGCGGGACCCCGGGAGUGCGCCCAGCUUGGGCGACCGUGUCCCCUACGUGAUCAUCGGCGCUGCUAAGGGCGUGGCUGCCUACAUGAAGUCCGAGGACCCCCUGUUUGUGCUGGAGCACAGCCUGCCCAUCGACACGCAGUACUACUUGGAGCAGCAGCUUGCCAAGCCGCUCCUGCGCAUCUUCGAGCCCAUCCUGGGCGAGGGCCGUGCCGAGGCUGUGCUGCUGAGGGGUGACCACACGCGCUGCAAGACCGUGCUCACGGGCAAGGUGGGCGGCCUUCUGGCCUUUGCCAAACGCCACAGCUGCUGCAUCGGCUGCCGCACGGUCCUCGGUCACCAGGGAGCCGUGUGCAAGUUCUGCCGGCCUCGGGAGUCCGAGCUGUAUCAGAAGGAGGUGUCCCACCUGAACGCCCUGGAGGAGCGCUUCUCACGCCUCUGGACCCAGUGCCAGCGCUGUCAGGGCAGCCUGCACGAGGAUGUCAUCUGCACCAGCCGGGACUGCCCCAUCUUCUACAUGCGCAAGAAGGUGCGGAAGGACCUAGAAGACCAGGAGCAGCUUCUGAGGCGCUUUGGCCCUCCCGGCCCUGAGGCCUGGUGACCUCUGACCAGGGCAGGCGUCUCACCAGGGCUGGGGGGUGGGGGGGCAGUAUUGGCAGAGAAUUAAUAAAGUUCAGGCCUUUUGUUUC
Callorhinus ursinus (northern fur seal) is the source of this 3550-nucleotide messenger RNA. It is a transcript of the gene POLD1, whose product is annotated as DNA polymerase delta 1, catalytic subunit. Gene Ontology annotation, biological process: DNA-templated DNA replication; nucleotide-excision repair, DNA gap filling; DNA replication proofreading. Gene Ontology annotation, cellular component: delta DNA polymerase complex. Lineage: Eukaryota; Metazoa; Chordata; Mammalia; Carnivora; Otariidae. The record is from RefSeq and is a predicted model, not a curated record. Gene Ontology annotation, molecular function: nucleotide binding; DNA-directed DNA polymerase activity; 3'-5'-DNA exonuclease activity.